Dovyalis caffra is the source of this 180-nucleotide messenger RNA. NCBI's taxonomy places the organism in Eukaryota, Viridiplantae, Streptophyta, Magnoliopsida, Malpighiales, Salicaceae. The record is from the annotation of a GenBank genome assembly.
AUGGCCCCAAUUACCAAAUACAAGUUGCCAUAUAAACUGGUCACCGAGUUUGCCAUAUUAGCCACCAAAUUUGCUUCGUCUUUGACUGGCAUUGUAGAGACCACAGUUGGUGGGGAUGAUCGCUUUUGUGGCUUGCCUGUGGGCUGUAGGGUGGAAGCAUUGAAGAAUGGAAGUGGAUAG